GGGUAAAGGGUUUUGAACUUGGAAUUCUUCAGGGGUAAAGGGUUUUGAGCUUGGAAUUCUUCAGGGGUAAAGGGUUUUGAGCUUGGAAUUCUUCAGGGGUAAAGAGGUUUGAGAUUGAAAAUUUUCAGAGCUUGGAAUUCUUCAGGUGUAAAGGGUUUUGAGCUUGGAAUUCUUCAUGGGUAAAGGGUUUUGAGUUUGGAAUUCUUCAGCGUUAAAGGGUUUUGAGCUUGGAAUUCUUCAGGGGUUAAAGGUUUUGAGCUUGGAAUUCUUCAGGGGUAAAGGGUUUUGACCUUGGAAUUUUGGAAUUCUUCGGAGGUGAAAGGUUUUGAGAUUGGAAUUCUUCAGGGGUAAAGGGUUUUGAGCUUGGAAUUUUGGAAUUCUUCAGGGGUAAAAGGUUUUGAGCUUGGAAUUCUUCAGGGGUAUAACUAUGAAAAACAUGUAUCCUCGACAGGGGGGGUACGGAUAUUAAAUGGAUAGCCCAUCUCAAACAUGGAGGUUAAAAUUGAUAUCGAAAGUGAAUGUCCAGUGCCAUAUCAAACAUCAAAUUUAAAAACAAAUUUAAACAACGUCGAAUGUAUCGGCGAUUUAAAGAAGAAGCUACAACCCUUACUCGGCGUUGCGGCGUGUGAUAUGUCUGUUUACCACAAGACACGACGGGAAUUAGAAAACAGAGAGAAAAUAUCAAAUUUGUAUGUGCGAGAAGGAGACACGUUUAUUGUUAAAUUUAUAAGCGUGUGCGAUGUACAUUUCUUAUCGAAAUUUCUUGAUGAUAUGAGAGCGUUUGUAAAGGAUGUUUGCGAAGCAUUUUCAGACGGGGAUCAAAUAAUGAAAAAUAUUGAUUGGAAUGAUGAUCGUUUAUUAGCUGUUGGUAAUAAUUGUUAUACAGCUGUGUUAGAAGAUUUAAUACGUAGGCGGGAAAGGUUUUCACCAUGGAGAUCCAAGCCAACAAGCGCAAACAAACAUUAUUUUGUACAAGAAGGUGGAUUGGAUCUGUUGGCUACAAUCUAUAACUUUGCCUCUAAAAAGCGGUAUCCAUUGCCAAUAUGGUAUGUAAUGCAUCAGUCAAUUCCAGCUGCGACCAUCCCCCCCGCCCGGGACAAUCCCCGGGCAUUGAUAAAUUUUCAAUUUUUUCGGGCAAAUGCCCGGGGGUAGGGCCAAAAAAAGGGACAAUGCCCCACCCUUGGGACGAAAAACAAAACAAAUGCUCCACACGGCCAGGCCGACAAAUUAGUCAAUUUCAAAGAAUGUACUACAUUAAUUACAUGUGUUUUAACAAUUUGUAUUUAUACCCCUGUUAAUUGCUCUUUUGGGAAUUUACAGAAACAAGGAAACUAUCGUUUUUGUUGCAGAUGAAAACAUUGACGAAAGGCUGUGACACACUUGCUUUUAUUGCAGAAAGUUUUUCAUUGUAAAUACAAGGAAGUUUAAGCUUCGCGUUUCCGGGAACGGCAAGCGGCAGAUUUGAACUUUCUUCGCGAAAUUUUCGUUAAACGUUUUCGUUUCAUAUUUUCUUUCUUGUGUCGAAAGAAUAGUCAUGCAUUGCAGUUUUAAAACAGCAAGUUCAUUUACUCUUUAUUGCCUGAUACCGUAAUUUUUUUCUUCGCCGGCUGGCAUUUGCCGUAUAACGCGAAGCUUAAACUCUCUACAAUAUGUAUAAUAUGGACUGAAGGAAAAUCUUAAACAUUGAUUCACACUUGAAAACCAACAUUCAACAAUAAUAUAUUAUAUAAAAUUUGUUUAACAUAUUUAAUAGUCUCCAUUUUGGCAUACAACAAAGGAAACUCGUGGCUGCAGUCUUUUCUCUGUGAGCGACAAAUGCCCGGGGGUAAUAACCCGAUAUUGACAAAUGCCCGGCCCACGGGCGAAAACAAAGCUGCAAAUGCCCGACCGUGGGGACAAGUAAGGGUUACAAAUGCCCCACACUGUCCCGGGGGGGAGGGGGGAUGGUUGCAGCUGGAAUUGACUGAUGUGUAAGGGGAUAUGGACCCCGGUCAACCAUAGCCUAUCGAAGGGAAGAUGGCUGUGAAACUCAUUAGAAUAACAAUAUAACUCAUUAUCUAUGUUAGCAAAAGUUUAUUCAUAAAUCUGGUCCUUCACCUUUACAUGUCUAUUGUAUUUUUGCCCCAACUAACCAAUAGCAAUGUUUUAGGAAAGUUACCUAUCCGUGACUCGAACAAUAGGGAAAUUGGAAAUUGCUAUUGGUGGAUUUGGAAAAAAUACAAUAUUUACACAUGUGAUGGUGAAGGACUAGAUUUAUGAAUAAUUUAAUGUUGAGUAACAUAGAUAAUGAGUUAUAUUGUCAGUUCUAAUGAGUUUCACAGCCAUCUUCCCUUCAAUAGGCUAUGGGGUCAACUAAGGGGUGGACCAUUAGAAAAGUGAUUGGGGGGGGGGGCAAGCAAAAAAAAUUAUAAGUUGAAAUAUAAAAAAAUUGUGCAAGGGUUUAUUUUAAAAUAAAUUAUCGACACAAGCAAUCAAUUUAAAAAAAUACUCCCCCCCCAUCACUUUUCUAAUGGUUUGCCCCUAAGGAUGAUUUGUUUAGUAGGGUUCUUAAAGUAUUUGCUUUUAUUUUUAUCCACCAAGAGAGCCAUAUAUUUUUGUUACUUUAGUGUGGACUCGACUGUGGCAAGACACUUUAAUGAUCAGCAGACUGAACUGGAAAUACGUUGUCUCUCUUGUCUGUGGUCUCUUUCUGAGACUAAAGAAGAUCGUUCUUUACUUUUAAGAAAGAUCGGUCUGGAGCCAAUCCUUCACUCACUUCUCAAAGAUAUACCUGACGUUGUUGAUGACAACAGAAUAUAUGAUGUCAGUCGUGCUAAUGAACGUUCUUUGGGAUGUUUAGGAGGGUAUGAAAUUUAAAACUUCAGUAUCUUGCUAGGAUACUGGGAUUCACUGUUCCACUGUCACCCUGAGUUACUCUCGAUUUCAAUUUACUUUUGAAAUCUGACUUCCAAUGUUAAUUUGUACGUUCGGAAUGUUCGUUGCAAAGUUCCGAAGUUUGUUUUGAAGUUUGUUGCGAUGAUUUCGGAUGAUCAAGUUUAUUGAGUUGUAGAGCUGUGCGGUUCCAAAAAUUUUAUCUCAGUUCCGUUUUUUUUGGAAUGGAAAAACCUCGGUUCAGUUUCGGUUAUUUUCAAAAAGAAGAACAGUACAAAUGUAUGAACUGAUUUAUGUAUGUUUCGAACAUUUUUACUAAAUAGGUGAAUUUAUACCUUUGUAAGUUUGUAUAAAUCUCUGAAUAUUUUAAAAGAACAAUUGGAAUUUAUUUAUGAACAUGAAAUAUUUCUUUUUUUAAAAAAUUUAAAGCAAGUGCACAACAAUAAUUAUCACAACUAAAGUAUCAACUAUUUGAGCACUUAGUAUACAGUGCAUAUUGUGCACAAAGAGCACAUUCUUUUUAUUUUCCAAACAUUUCAACCUGCAAUCAGGUGGGCAUUUGGUGGGUGUUACCGGUUCCAGGGGCGGAUCUAGGGGGAGUCAGAUUAGUCACGCGACUAACGUAAAAAAAAUGCAGAUAAAAAAAAUUUGGAUCAAGGUUUUAAAAUUAUUUCCCACCCAGCGCGCAAAUAUUUUCCUUCACUACGAUCAUGCAAUCAACUCUCACACUCCACCAUGUAAACUUCGAUCAAUUUUUGCACAUUGAGCCAGCGAUUGAUUAGUCAAACGAUAAGUCAAAUAAGCAGUAUUCAAAUGAAAAUUGACUUUUCUGUGUUUUAGCUGCCAGCUGGUGUAAUUUGAUUGGUCAAAUUUGGUCUGACUAGAGUAAAUCAAUUUACCGAGUCAAAUCCGAGUCCGAGUCAGUCCCGAGCCCAAGUCAAACGCCCGAGUCGCGUAAAAAAAGACGAAAGUGAAGAAAGUCGAAUAGGGUUAGGAGUAGGUUUAGCGUUAGGGUACUAAGUCAUUUUACCGACAAAGACAGUUAAACAGUGACUCAGACAUUUGACUCGAACUCGGAUUUGAGUCGGUCAAUAACCUACAAACCCCGAAAUUGAAUAAAAUUCACUGUUGAAUAGGGUUAGGGUAAGUUAGGAGUGGGAUUAUGGUUAGGAUUAGGGUACUAAGUCAUUGAACUGCAAAGACCAUCGAUUAAACUAUAACUCGGACAUUUGACUCGGGCUCAGAUUUGACUCGGUUAACCGACAAACUCGGUCUGACUACACAUAACAGGCAUAUUGAUUGGUCAAACCUAUUUUGACUCACGAUUGUGCAAUUUUGACUUUGCAUGAUGAUUUUUGACUAAUCCUGCAAAUAGAUAGUAGCUUGUGAAUGUGAUUGGACAAUUUGUGCAACAGAGUUAAAGAACAUCUCCUCUGAUUGGCCUUCUAAUCUCUUGGAAGCAUUGUGCACAUAUGGUAGUUACUAGUUAGCGCAAUUUUACAAGCUAAUUGUAGAUUUCGAAAAGGUUUAUACGUCGUUAUUUGAAAAUGACGAUACAUGUACAAAGCAUGUAAGGGAGGGUUAAUGUUGUUCAGUGGAGAAUAUUUGAAGGCUUCAAAUAUUCUAAAAAAAAUUUAAUACAAAUAAUCCACGAGUGACCUUUUGGUGAGGAUGCAAGAAAAUUGUCUUGGCCGAAACUAUCAAGCUGAGAUGUUGAUUCCCCGUCAUCUAUUUCAAGAUAAUGUCAUUUGAAUUUUUAAAUUUUAAACAAAUCGUUGAAUAGACUCCUUUCCCUCUCUCCCCCGCAGAGGCUUUAAUUGGCCUGCGCUCCUUCGCCCAGCGGCUACGCUCGUGUUCCAAGAUCCGCCAUGUAAAGUGUAGUGAAAUGUAUCUCGUCAUAAUAUUAAAUCCUAAGAAAACUAAAGCCUCUGCGGAGGAGAGAGCUCCUUUCCCCUUUUGAGUGAAAUUUUUAUCUGGACAAGUCUGGACAAAAAUUUCAUCACAGCUUGAAAGAGCAUCACAAAAUUAGUAAUAUUCCGAAGCUUCGUUGCGAAAUGUUGUAAAAUGCGGAUAAUAUAGCCUUGCGAAGUUUGCCGUUUUUCAGUCAUUUGGUAUUACAAACGGGAAAUUGAAAUUGAUAAUCAGAUGAUCAAACUGAUGCGAAAAAUCCUAGAUCCGCCCCUGACCGGUUCUUUUGCGUAUAUUUUUCAGUGCUAAAAAAAGUACAGGAAGAACUGAAUUUUUCGGUUAACCACACAGCUCUAGCACAGAAUAAAGACAUACAGAAGUGUAACUUCCAUUACAAAACCGUAAGGCGCUUUAAAAUUUGUAAAUUUUUACCGAAAUAGCUGGCGGUCAUGUUCUUAGCAAGUGCCCUAAAGAGAGGCAUUCACCCCAUGGAAUAUUAAAUUUUCAAUGUUUUCAGGGGGGUGACUGCCUCUCUUUAGGGCACUUGCUAAGAAUAUGGCGGACUGAAAAAAUCCCUUACGCACUUUUAAUAAGAAGAUACACUUCUGUAUGUCUUUAUUGUGUGGCUCUAGUAAGUUGUAAAUGAACCAGCCAAUCAAAUGGCCUCCUAUUGAAUCAUCGUAAGUCGUCAGAACAAAUUUCAAAACUUUGCAACGAACAUUCCGAAGUUACAAAUAAACAUUCAAAGUCAGAUUUCAAAAGCAAAUUGAAAUCGAGAGUACUCCAUGCAGUAUCUGGGCACUUCUGGAUACUGGUUACCAUAGGCCUUGGCAUCCCUGACCUAUCCAAAUAAGUAUACAGUAUCUGGGUCUCACUACACAAGUAUAUAAUGACUAAAUUAACAUUAACCCAUUAAGUUGCAUUGUGCCCUAAUGCAAUGCGCCCUACUUUAUUAUUUUACUCUGUCUAACACUGGGCAAUUUUACUCAUCAGAGCACUGGUACCCAAUGGGUUAAAUUGGGGGAAUCACUGUGAUAAAUCUGUUUUCAUUUUAGAUUUGUCGAACUGCCAGACGUCCCACAAAUUUUUGCUGAAAACAAGGAAGCUUUAUCAAAAAUUGUCUGGCUUACAUUCAAUUCUUCAGACAACUAUCACAAAGAGACUGCAGCAUGUAUAUUAUUUUGGUGCACUAAUCACCCUAAGGCUGCUAGAAAGAUCAUUGAAAAUCAAUGUUAUCGUUUGGUUCUUGAAAAGGCCCAAGGAAUGUUAUUUGUCACACCUGUUGUUGCGUGAGUAGCCUGAGUAUAUAGAGAAUAAUACAUGGGUGCGCGGAAAUACCAGAUUUAUUUCGAGUGUUGAACAUGAUAUCCCACGAGUGAGCGCAGCGAACGAGUGAGAUAUCAUGUUCAACACGAGAAAUAAAUCUGGUAUUUCCAAGCACCCAUGUAUUUUUCUGUUUAUUAUAUACGAUAAUUUCUGUUUAUUACGAUAAUUUUCACAUGUGAGAUUAUCAUAAAUAAUCUCACAUGUGAGAUUAUCACUUUUAUCAGUGCUCGAAAUCUCUAUGAAGCACUAUACUUUAUAUAAUAAAGCGUGAUAAUAUACCCUUCUGGAAGUAGUUCUGUGCAAACUCCGGGGUUUUCACCUCCGGCUCCGGGAAAAAAAUUCCGGCUCCAGCAGAAAAUUUCCAGCUCCGGCAAAUUUGUGAAAAUUCGAAAUUUAAUGGAAAUUUCACAUUUCAAUGUGGAAACACUAUCUUUGAUUUUGAUGUUAACAUUAGAGUUAAAGAGGCAACAACACUUUCUAGUUUCAAAACUCUAAUUUGGAUAAUUUACGUAAUUGAUAGUGUGAAUUGCAUGUUUAAAUCUUAUUACUACAUACAUUUGUGUAAAAUAAUUUAAAUGCAGGUCCCUCAUGAAUUUCAGCUGAAGAGGCUAACCUGUUUAAAUAAAGUUUUCCAAUCCAAAAACACUUUGCAUGAACAUUUCGUACUAUGUUUGUGGCAAGCCUAUGCAGUAUCAAUGCGAAUAUUUACUUUUUUGUCGAUGGAUUCAGGAUGUCCAACAGUAGUUUGCAGCACAAAUAAGUGCUGUUGGAGUUUUGCCGGAGUUGAACAAACUGGCUCUAGCCUACGACCUCAUUUCGGCCCACGAGCAUCUGUGACGCAGGCUAAACAAACUCCAGCUCCGGCAAAAUAGGCCAAAACUCCGGCCCUCUGCCGCACAGCACUAUCUGGAAGGCACACAGCCUUGACCGUAGAUAGACAUUUUUAACACUCUCACGGUAGCCUAUUUCUGCGGGGAGCGGGGUGUAUCCGUUUCAGACCUGCAGACAUUCUCAAUUAACAGGCUGCUUUUGCCAGAAUUUCUCUAACAAUAAAUUAAACCAUCCUCUUUAGAUACUUUCACAGUCUAUUCUUGGCCAACAUUCAAACUUUGCCCGAAGAAAAGCUUCCUUACGACGAAAUACAGCAAAUCAACCAAGUCUUAGAAGCUUUCCUGCAUGUAGUUACUCCUUCUGAAAUUGGCCGUUAUGAAGCAAAGCAUACUUAUGUGUGGAUAAGCUUAAUUCCUUUUCUCCGGCUAGCUUUGGCAGGACCGAGUAGGCCUUUGGAGACUGAGAAUCGUCAGGUUCGUCCCCAGGUCUCUGUGGAUCCAUGCUUGGAAAUCGGAACCCAACCGGGUGAAAAAAGUUGCGAUACGGAAAUUUCCAACAACCGUGGAAUUGGUCCAUAUAAUUUUUCUCCGGUGGAAAAAAUUGGCUUGUUCUGCCUUUGUCAUUUGGCAAAUUCCCCGGAUAACAGAGAGCUGUUUAAAAAGGAAAAACUUGAAGAUUAUUUAAUUUGUGUUUGUUGGUUUACACAACGUUGUCCCGAAGUCGCUGAUUUGACACCAAAACUUGAUGGAUUCGAGCGCUUAGAGCCACCACGCUUAGAAUCAAUAGCAAAAGCAUAUCUUUCAAAAUGUUUCGGUGAAAAAAUUAUGUAAGAAAAAACCGCAUGAAAGAACCAUUUUUUAUGCCAGGUUGAAGUGGUUCUUUAACUUAUAUAAUUCUUGGGUUUCACUACGGCAUUAUGCAGUAAAUCUGACGGAUUGAUGCUUAUUCGUAUUGUAUACCCUUGUAUACCCUUGCGUAUUGUAUACCCUGAACAAACUUAUAAAGAUGCGUUGCUGUCGGCUGGUAUCACCAAAUUGGAGACUAGACGUGAAGAGCUAUGUUUGAAGACACUCACGAAGAUAACCAGAGGUGGUCCGCUUACACAACACGUGACUCAGACUAGAUCGAACGAGCAUAAUUAUUUUAUUAGAUCAUUAAAUAAUUUAUCAACUUAUAAAUGUCGAACUGAUCGGUUUAAAAAUAGCUUUUUCCCAAAUACAAUGGACCUUUCCCCUUAUAACUAAAAUUUCGAUCUAGACAAAAAUUUCAUCACAGCCUGAAAGAGCAUCACAAAAUUAGUAAUAUUCCAAAGUUUUGUUGCAAAAUCUUGUAAAAUGCGGAUAAUAUAGCCUUGCGAAGUUUGCCGUUUUUCAGUCAUUUUGCAUUACAAACGGGAAAUUGACAUACGAUUCGGGUGUUGGGGCUGCAAUUUCCCGUUUGUAAUGCAAAAUGACUGAAAAUUGCAAACUUCGCAAGGCUCUAUUUUCCUCAUUUUACAACAUUUCGCAACGAAACUUUGGAAUAUUACUAAUUUUGUGAUGCUCUUUCAAGCUGUGAUGAAAUAUUUGUCUAGACUUGCCUAGAUCAAAAUUUUGGUUAUAAGGGGAAAGGUCUAUUAAUAUUGCUAAUAGUAAACAGUGACUGGUGAGACAUGAUUUUAACUUUGUCCUAACAACCAUUGUAAAUAAUCUAAUAUUAUUAUAGUAUUUUAAUGUAAG
Paramuricea clavata is the source of this 8654-nucleotide messenger RNA. The record is from the annotation of a GenBank genome assembly. NCBI's taxonomy places the organism in Eukaryota, Metazoa, Cnidaria, Anthozoa, Malacalcyonacea, Plexauridae.